AAUGGAUUCAUUUACGAGACUACAAUAGAAAGAAUUUAUAGAUAUUGACUUGCUUAUCAAAAAUGAAGCAAUUAUUAAACAAGAAAACCUUAGUUGUUUCUUUUAAAAAGAUUAUAGAGAAUCUAUAUCAGAUUAAACAAGAAAAACAAAAGACACUAAUUCUAAUAAUACUCAUAUUUCUUUAUUAUUGAUUUCUCCCUAAUCCUUAGUGAAUUCUGAAAAUUUAAAUGAUAACAUGAUGAUCAACCACAGAAAUUCAAUCCAACCAUUUUUUGGAGCACUUCUAAAAAAGAGCCCUCAUUGGAUUUAAGGUUACAAAGAGAGAUAGUGCUCAAUUAUAAAUCGGGUUUUUAGAUAUUUCUCUAGUGAUUCUCAUAAAUUGGAAGGGGUACUAAAUUUUGAUGUUUAAACUUAUUAACUUAUUGAUAUUAAGGAUAAAUAAGGAAAUGUUAUUGAAUUUAUGUAUUUUCUAGUAUUAAAAAAUUAGAAUUAAACCAUUAGGUAAAGUUGAAAAAACAUUUCAAUUUAAAGGCCAUACUUCUUAAGAAACCUAAAGAUGGUUUUCGAUAAUCAAAUUACAUUUGCAAGAUUCUUUAGGAGCCCUAAAUAAAUUAACAUCUCUUUGUCUUUAUGGUAAAUUCUGGAGAGUAAUAUAAUUGUUAAAUUAUAUUAGCAUGAAAGAAUAUCUGCUUAAUAACUUGAAGAAGAAGCUUAGGAUGCUGAUUUAUUACUAUUUAGAGGAAAAAGCUUUAAUUGUUAAGUAUAAAGAGCCUUAACUCAAGAUGAUUAUGAUCAUGUUGGAUUAUUAAUUAAAAUUGAACCCAAUACACUAGUCAUAUUCGAAUCAUUACCUACAAAUGGAGUUAGCAUAUGUGAAUGGAAAACUUUCAAUGUUAAAGAAUGGUAUAAUUUAUAUGAAAAGUAUUUGAUUAUUAUAUAAUAUCAUUUUAGAAUAGUAUAUAGAAGACUUUAGACCAAUCGAUCGGUAACUUUUAAAAAUAAAUUAUCAGACUUUGUUCAUAAUAAUUUAGGUAAAAGAUUUUCUUGUGCUCCGUCUAAAUUAUUGAUAUAAAACUCUGUUAAUAUUGGAGAUACUAGUUAAUAAACUGUAAAUUCAUAAAAUAGAACUUAUUUUUGUUCAGAAUUAAUUGCAAAAUGUUACAAAAUCUUGGGAUUCUUGCCCAAAAAUAUUUCGUCAACAUAAUAUUGGCCUGGAUCUUUUUCAUAAAAAAAUAUAAAACUCAAACUUGAUUAAGCACAGCUAAGUGAUGAAUAUCUUAUUGACUUUUGUAUAUGA
Molecule: messenger RNA, 1297 nt
Organism: Paramecium sonneborni
Lineage: Eukaryota; Ciliophora; Oligohymenophorea; Peniculida; Parameciidae
Source: the annotation of a GenBank genome assembly